Molecule: messenger RNA, 2033 nt
Organism: Cryptococcus deneoformans JEC21
Lineage: Eukaryota; Fungi; Basidiomycota; Tremellomycetes; Tremellales; Cryptococcaceae
Product: expressed protein
Exons: 3
Coding region: 386-1894 (502 amino acids)
Source: RefSeq, a predicted model, not a curated record
CAAAAUUCUACAGAUUUCUACGGAUUUCUUCUCGUUCAGUCACUCUCCCGCUCAUAUUCACAUCACUUGUGUCGCUACACAUACAAUUCACAUGAAACUUGAUAUACUGUACUAAGCCCUGACUACAUACAGAAGCAAAUUCCCAGACACGAAAUUCCGCACGUGCACCUCUGUAAACAUUCAGAACAUAUCAAAACACAGAGAGAGAGCGACUACACCUUUUCUACCACUUGAAUUGCGCAUUUGCCUCAACUGAGAAACACAGCCAAGCCUCCCAUCAAACACGCUUUUCAUCAACGCCCUUUUCCUCAACAUCGUUGGAAACCUUUUUCAAAAGUAUUUUAUUUGCAUUUUGAAUGAGCGAGCUGUGCUGGAGAAUUGAAACAUGCCUCCUUUCGCAAGAAGACAAGCCAGGCAAAUUUCACAAGUUCGUGGAGAAAAUACGCCUGUUACAGGGACAGCAAGGCUUCAAAGCGUUGUCCCACAGAGAAGGAGGAUUGAGAUAGUUCUUCCAGCCAGGUCAAGAAGGACUCCUAUCAACCGACAGUCACGUAUUGCUCCAUCUCAUCCUCCAUCACCAGCAAAUCCUUCCUCUUCAGAGCCUGAAUCGACAACAUCAGCCAUUGCAUCCUCAUCUCCACCCAGCUCUGCAUCAGAGAUUUCAGCUCCUCCUGUUAUCGAGAGGAGGAGGAUAGAAGCUGUGCUCAUGGAUUGUGCAGCUCAAGGAAUUGAUGUUGAUUCUUGGAACAUAACUAUGUCCCCGUCUCAUUACUAUCAGACGUUCUGCAAUACCCUUUCCAUUGCAACAAUAGGCUCUCAAGGCUCUCAUAUUUACAGCCAGGUGAAGGACGACGGCAUGUAUGCAAAAUGGGUUCUCAUUGGAGAUGCAGGAUGCAGGUUGCUGAUUGCUCCGGAAUACAAACGCCGUUUAAUCCGGGCCAUUAAACAAAAAAGGCCGAUUCAUCCAUCCACCAGCAGCUGCAAGUUAACUGAUGCCCCAUUCACCAUGUCAUGUUUCGAACUCAUGGAGCAUCUAACAAGCAUUGGUUGCAGAGCCAUACGCAUCCAGCUGUAUGGCCAAAAGCUUCCCCUGCAUCCCCGUUUCUUCCCCCAAGCCCCUGAGGAACCUGUCCAUUAUUUGGCAGAGACGAAUCAGUGGGACAUCGGUGUUACAUACCGAUCAAAUAAAAUAUUCCUCUUUGCUCCGACCAAAGGUGUCUCUUCAGGCAUGGAUGUAUAUCCAAUGCUGAUACCGAUAUCUAAGGACUUUGGGAGCAUUAGUGUGAAGAUGUCUGCGAGAGGGAAAGAGUGCAGGGUAAAAAUCUAUCCGCGUCUCGUCCACGUCCUCAAAUCCAUCCGUGGGCAGCUACAAAAAUAUAAUUCCAAGACUAUGUCUGGGUUAAUGAAACAGAUGACAGCUGCCCAAGAACUACUGAAAGAGAUCACCUCCAUGGACGAGGAGGAAUGUGGCGGAUUUCGAAUUGAAGUAUCCCUCAACACCUUCACGUUGGAAGAGGCCCGAACUCUCGCAGUCGAAUCACAGCUCCUAGAGCCUGAGACUUGGCUACUGGAGGGAGGCCCGGCCUACGUACAGCCGUACAAACUCUGUCUCAAGCUGGUGACGAAGGCAGAACUUCUUACCAAUGCAAACAGAUUGGUAAGAGUGGCGGUAGAGCAAAGGUUGCUAACAGGUGAUGGAAACAGGCAUUCAGAAGAAUGGGAGAAGAAGGUCGUGGCAGAUGUCUUUGCCGCUAUCGGAUGGAAUAACGGCAAAAGGCGUCUGACCAAAUCGACCAGCACUGACGCCUGGUGGAUUACUGGACAGGGAGAUACCGCUGAUGACCCCCGCAAUGAGGGGGAUCAGAUCUUAAUGGAUAUCAACCGUGUUGAAUGAGCGAGAAGAUUGGAGCCUACUAAGAUACGGAGUUCUGAGAGAGAUCGUUUGUCGCAUGGUGGGAUCGGACGGAGUUGCGUGAUUAGUUUUUCUUUUAGAUUCUUUGAUAGUCUCUUUUUUUCUCCAUGCAUCCAUAGAC